CAGAGAAUAACAUUUCCAAAAAGUAUCAUAUAUUCGGGACAUAUUAUGAAGUCUUACAUGAGAUACUGACCUUUCGCAGAGAAAGUUUUGCUGUUUGCGAAAGAAUGCUCAUUGUUAGACCUGAACUCUACAUGUAUGUAUUCUUUUCUUCAAAUAUGGUGCGACUCACAUUACACUGCGGGAUGAGCUUGAAAACCGGUGUUUGUUGUUUUAAUCGUUGCAGUGCCUUUUUGUUUUUAGUUUAAUAUUGCUCAGCUAUUGCUCUAAUAUUGUCUCAUGAGUGCAUCAAGGUUUAUGUUACCUAGGAUAUUUCUUCUCUCUCUAAAAACUUUUGCCCUUCAAUUGGCAAACUGGUAUUGAUUCAAGAAGAACAACUUAAAUUAACUUUAUGCAUAUGGGCCCUCGAAUCAUUCGCGAACACAAACCUACCAUGGUUCACUCAAAUUUCUGCGGACUGCAGUCUUUUAAUUCAAAGAAGAUACUGUUGGCUCUCGGUGUCAUCGCGUGGGCAGCAAUUUUCUUUCUAUCUGGGACCUUAUUUAUCAGGAGGAGAUAUGAAAGCGCUAACGAGGUAGGACGAACUUCUUAUGUUACUUUCUGUAAAAUUUUAAGCCCCCUGCUACAGUGGGUAAGAUAUUUAUUAAGUAUACACGUUUCAACUCUAUUCAUAUUUAAAAACCAUUUGUGAGAAAAAAUGUGAAAUUGCUGCAUGAGGUUCACGGAAAUCGUAGCCCCCUGUGGUUUGUUAAAUGACAUUCAUUUUGAGAUUGUUAAUACAGUUGAAGCCCUUGCUUUUCUUGUAUUUGCUCAGAUGCAAAAAUAUUUCAUUGACUAAAGACUUGGAGAAAACAACAAUGAAUUUGCUUUUUUCAAUAACAUGACAAGGGCAGCCAUGCUGGUGGACAAAACAAUAAUAUUUUUUGCAUAAUUUACAUCAGGCUUAAAUGAAAGAAGAAGCACUACACCCAGAUCUGGGUAGAGAUGACAUGUCAUCAGUAAGCAUUGGUUGUACUUCAUUAGCAGAACUGCAUGAUGGGGAUAUGCAAGAGUGUGUAUAAUAUGCGAGCCAGCGAGCCAGCGUGUCAUGCGAGUCAACAUGCGAGCCAUGCGAGCCAUGCGAGUCAUCAAGGGAGCCAUGCGAGUCAGCAUAAAAUAACUUUGUUUUUAACGUAAACUACAAAAAACCUAGCCUCUGUAGCUAAGUAACGUAUUUAUUCCAAAGGCACGUCCUUUAAAAUUCAGCUUCAGAAAAAUUCGCCAAUAUACAAAUUGAACGAGGUGAAACAAUAACAAAGGUUUGAGAAUGCAUUAAACAAAGGUUUAAAGGUUCUUCUUCGGUCAGGUUUAAUAGUCAGGUCUCUUAAGGUCAGGAUCGUUACAGAGUUGACAAAAGCACCAAAUUUUGCACAGUGAUAGCUUAUUGCAGUGCCAUGAAUAUUAGAGGGGGUGCCCAAUGCAAAUAUGCCACUGAAGCGUGCUAAACAGGAUUUAAUUAUUGUAAAUUUCACCUGCUAGGGUCCCUGUGGUGUUUUGAUUGAAAAUUGUUAUUAAUUUAAUACCUUAAAUCACUCAGAAUGCUCUUUUCAUGUAGUAAACAACAAUUUCACUCGAACAUCUGGCAUUCCCAUCCAUUAUUAGCUUAUUGAUUGUAUAAUUAAGUUAAUUAUUAAUGUGCCUUAAAAGCAAGUCCACAGUCCACCCACAUUUUCAUAAGUCAUUUCUAAGAUGGCCUCGUCUCAGCUUCUGGGGUUCUCUUCUCCUUUUCUAGUGUAUUUCAAUUAGAGGAGGCUUUAUUGUGUGGCUUAAGCCUUAUUUAUCAAGUAUUAUUUGUCAUUGCAUGUCACUUUAAGCUAAAGAAAGCUUAUGGCCUAGCGAUUCACACACAAAAUUUCAGAAAAAAGAAAUUUUCAAAGAGUCUGUUGUAUCACAUAUUAUCAGGGAUUUAUGGCAGCUGCUCAUGAACACCAAAUAACGAAAUGACAGAACCCAAAGUAGUUCUUUCUUAAGGGGGUAAUUAAUUUUUCAGCUUAACAUAGGCCUGGAUGCCUUUCAGUCUCUCAUUAUCUGCUGGACGCACGUGCAUGUUUUGACAGAGAAGCAUGCAUCGUGGCACAAGUCAUAUCAUUUACAAUUCCCACAGUUUGUUUAAGCUUUACAAAGCAAAAACAAACAAAAAAGAAUCUGGUCUCAUAAACGAAAAAAGGAAACAAGUUAGCCCAAGCUUCAAAAAACAGCACGGUUUAUCAUGAAGCCUCUAUAUUUGGCACUGAAGCACUAGUACUCAUGUCCAAAAAACAGCUUCUCAAGUCGUAAAAGUGAGACUCAAGUGGUACAAGAUUGACUCAAAUGAAAAAUGGUGAAUGGCUUAACUGCUGAAACUGUAGAAAGGGGGGCGGGCUAACUUUUACGGCCUGUUUACAUGGAGGAGGGGGACCCCAGGUAGGCAUGGUAUCCCACUUAGGUGGGGUAACCCGCCUGUCCAUGUAAUCUCUCAUUUCAAUUUAAUCACGUUCACAUGAUAGGUGGGGUGACCCUUAAAGGUGGGUAGCCUGGUCUGCCACACCGGGUAACCCUCUCAGCUGAGGUCAAAUUUUGCCAUGUCAACGUUUCAGGGUGAGGUAACCCAGGCUAUUCGGGGUCGGAUUCCUGAUGCAUCAAAUUCACGCAAAAUUCACUUUGGUGCAGGGUGACUUCACAUAUUUAUUGAAGGUAACAAUAGAAAGCCACAACACUGAAGGUUCCAGCAAGAGCAGCAAGUGAGCGUAGCCAGCAUUUUUCUUGUUUACAUGCUUAGGGACCAUUCAAUAAUCUUGAGGAAGUGCACCCCAGGAUGGCGGGGUUGUAAGAUGGCAUGUAAAGGAGGGUUAUUUUUUACCUCACCUAGGCAGGCUACCUUACCUACCUGGGGUCCCCCACCUUUAUGUUAACAGGCUUUAAGUCUCAGGAACUGUGGAACUGGUAAUAAACGGUAUACCUAACCCGGGACUAGCUGUGAUACUACUUCCAUCUUAAAAAACGUCAGCAUAGCAGCCAAAGGAGCCAUUACAUCGGUGUAACACGAAUAUAAGAUUGCGGUGGUUUCAUGCGUCUCGUUUUGUGACUUUUUUUGUCUUCCUUUUUUAUCACCAUCCCUAAAUUUCAAUCAUGUUCAAAACACCCCUACUAACAAAAUAUUUCGUAAAGCUCUUUAGAAUGAUAUUCAGCAAUAAAAACAAGGUGUGACCAGGAGUCGAUUUCUAGGCUCCUGGUGUGGCAACAUAGGCAUAAGUGAAUGCAAAGUUUUGCGGUAUGUAAUCUGUCAAAAAUCUGUUUGAGUGGUCAAAGUUUUGGCAGUGAUGGGUUUUUUUACCAUCACCACUCCAUUAUUAUAAGGGACCACGCCAUAAUUAUUGUUGACCCUUGCUUUUUUUGGUAUUUUCUGUAAUUUUCCCCAGCAUUAUUUGGGGAAAGGUGGCAACUGAUUUGCUCUUGAGGAAUUCAUGACCGUAAGAUUUCGUAACCACGCGGUAUUCCCCUAAUUGCAUUAAUGAAAUAAAUAAUACGUUCAUUUUCAUAAAUGAUGCAUCAUUGGUUGGCUAAAAGAGGCCUUGUGGUUCCUGUAACUUUCAGCUCUUCUGAAGUUAGUUUGUUUGUAAAUUGUAACGAACACAAUGACCUUCCUUUUUUUUGGAAGACUGUAUAGACCUACCAUUAAUACUCUGGUGCAAGGGCUCUGAAGUGAAUGAGCUCCUUACAGGUGUCUAGGCAUGCGGGGACCUCAUACACUUCUUUUUAAAUAUAAAUGUGUAAAAAAUAAAGAGUUUUAAAAAUUCCUGGAGAAGCCUAUUUUACAUCCUCGUCCCCAGGGCUUAAUAAAAAGGUAGAAAAAGGUAAAGCGACCAUAUUUUACGUCAAUAACUCGAGAAGGUAAUAAUAACUGAUAAACCAGGUGGACGGUGCACUCCUUUUACCCCUCUCUCUCCAUCAAUGCUCAGCCGUUUUAAGGGUAUUUAAAGCUAGUCAAAGCUACACAGAAAGGAGAAAAGCUGAAAUAAGGAUGUGUUGACAUUGGGGAUCAAACUCGGGACCUCGCGCACCGAAGGCUGUGCACUAGCCAACUGUGCCACUCUUUCUCCUCCUUUUCCCCCUGAGGACGAGGUUGACAUGUUUUAAUGACAGGGUUACCAAGGAAUCAAAUUAUAAUCUAAUCUUAGCUGCACAAUUACAAAGUGGGCACGUUGUCAGUUACAGUUCAUGAGGUCGUUCAUGUGGCAUGUGAAAAUUUAACGAUUCUGUCGUUUAGGAUAUGAUACGUUUGGGUUUUAUGUUAUUGUAUGACAUCUUUGAAGGCUGGCUAUGUGAUCUGUUUAAAUUGAUAUGUAAUGAUAUUAUCACUGGCAAGUCUUAGCGGUGACACUGAUAGCAACACAGUGAACAUGGCCAAAUUUACCGUGUGGAGACUGGGCACUAAUCAGUGUUAUGUACAUGUAAAACUAUUUUGAAUAGUGUAACAACAACUAAACAUCACCAAAUUAAAAACUUAAAACUUUGAAACAAAUGUUUUUUAGCCAAAUCAAACAAGAAGAGUACACACCACAGGGAACCCAAUCUGCUAUUAUAGGUGAAAGUUAACCCCCCCUUUUAUCUGUAAAUAGGACCAUUUGUAACGGGCACCCCCUCCAGUAUUAAUCGGCAGGUACUAAGGAAGCUCUGUGCCAAAUUUGACACUUUUGUCACGUCUGUAACGAUCCGGCCUAUAUUUUGCACUAAGAGACCUGACUAUAAUGAGUCACACCAUAUGUGGUAAGUCACGUGACCAGAAUAUAAAAAAAAAACACUCUUUAAAACCCAAAUGUCUUUCAUCUUUCACAAUAAAACCAAUGCCAAUGGCUUAAGAAUAUCGUAAUAAAAAAUCUGACUUACUAACAAGUUUAACGUUCGUUCUCAAAAUUCACAUUUAUCGAAAAAGCUAUGACGUCAUUGAAGGGGUAUUUUCAUACAUUUUCUUUAACAGACUUUCUUGCUUUCGUCUGAACGCUAAGUUCAUCCUACAGAUGUUAAAAAAAGUCAAAUUGCUUAUGAUUCGCCAAAAAAUGGAUUCUCUUUCCUUUGAACUUUUGCGCUUUUUCAUUUCUAAAGGGGAAUUGGGGACUGGCACCAGUUGCGCAUGUGUAAUGUCCAUUUAGUGUUGUCUUAUCUUCAGUUUCAUGGUUCCCACCAUAGUAACAAAUAACAUAACUUACCUUAAAAAAAGAUGAAAAAGAUGAAAAAGAUAACAAAACGAUAUUGAAAGGAGAGCGAGGAUAGCGAGAACUCGUGCCAAAUAGCCAAAAGCCGCCAAAAGCCGAAGAAAGGAAAAUGGACUGGGAACUAACAUCUGUCUCGCAUGGCUCACAUGAUGACUUGCAUGACUCGCUGGCUCGCUGGCUUGCAGUUUGUCAAGACCCGAUAUGCAGACACUUUCAUGAAAUGUCAGAUUGUUUUGAAUACCCUUGAAAUUAUCUACUGAAAUGAAGCCACACCCUGCAAAACACUCAAGUUUAAACAAUAAUUUUAUACCCAAAAAAUCUGGCGAUCAUCCUUGCUAUUUUUAAUCCAGACUACCCUGUCUUGGAGGGGAUUAUAAUUAACAGCAGUUCCUCUUGUAUGGUGCAUGUGCAGUGAAAAAAGUUUAAUGCUGUGAAAGAUCACUUGUGAAAUCAGUUGCAAAUAGAAAUGAUUCAUAUUUUAGCUGUCACAGAAUCAGUUUUAUGUGGCUGGACCUCAGCUAUGAAGUGGGUACUUGUACUUCAUUUUUAACGAAUCAAUAGCAAACAUGGGCUAUUCAUUCACAUGACUGUGAGGCUUUCUGGUCAUUAAUUUCUAUAUUUGGUUUGGUUUUCUUUGUGACCAUGAUCAAGUCUCUUCAGGGAAUUAUGAGACAAUAGAGUCGUGAAAAAUUUGCAAUUUUGUCUAUGUUAGAAUUUUAUUAUAUCGAAUGUUAAUAAUAAUAAUUAACUUUUUAAAGUCUCAAGCUUCUAGCUUAGUACAAGUGCUAAAACUAAUCAUGCAAGCACCUUAAGAAAGAGUUGUGUACACUUUGAAGCCAACCAACCACCCAAGUGUACGUGAUGAAAUUAGAAAUAAUAAGAUAUUACUAAUAAUAAAAAAUUAUAAUAAACAUGUUUAUAUAGUGCCUAUACUUUUCAGUGCUAAGUGCUUUUCAGUUACAUACACUGAGAAAUUCUCAGAAAAAAAGUCCGAGCCCACAACACACAACACUUUCUUAAGGUGCUAGCGUGGUGCAAGUUAGUCAGUGUGUUGCUUAAAGCAGAGUCCUGUGUGGCUACCCCAAAACCCGUGACCUGUUCGCCAUGUGAGGGGCCCAUAACUCGGUGGUAAUUAGAGCAUCCUAACAAUAUCUGGAAGGUCAUGGGUUCGGUUGUCAUGGAGGGCUCAGAAUUUUUUUCUGAGUGUUUCUUAGUUCAUGUAUGUAAUAUCUAUUUCUAAUUUCAUCACCCGUACACUUGGGUGGCUGGUACUUAGAGAACAAUUCAAAUAAUAAUAAUAAUAAUAUACUUGUGACAUUCCUCCAUCUAUUAUUGAGAUUAAUAUUAUUGUCACAUUUUCAGCUUGUGUCAAAGCUGGGUGCAUCUCUCCAAGAGAGGAUUGAUAGUUUAAGGUAAGCUGAUUUUAAAAAAACUUACAUAUACAGUAUUACUUGAAAUAAAGUGUGGAAUUAUUGAUUUAAGGUCUGUAUCAGUUAAUGUCUUAUGAAAGGUUAGACCACUCCAUAAUACAGAUACUUCUCAAUUAUGGACUGUUCUCUUGGAACCAUUUAUUAUUAUUAUUUUUCUCAACAAGAGCCAAAGCUGUCUUGUGUUACCUUCUUUAUUAAAGGCUUUUACCUGAGUACUUACUUACUUACUGACUUACUUACUUACAGUGGGAAGCUCUCGUCACAGACACUCUCAUAAGCAGACAGCUCUAGUUACAGCCAGCUUCACAAAACUUGGUUUACUCAACUCUGAUACAAACUCUGUAUUUUUAACAUUUCCAUUAGUGGCCUGCAGUUCCAGUUACGGAAUCCUUUUUCAUGUUCCGAGGGUGUCCGCUUAUGAGAACUUCCACUUUACUUACUUAUGUCAUUCUUUCUUACAGACUGACUGACUAUAAAUUACUGACUUACAAAGUACAUGCUUACAAGUGUUUAGUUAACACCUCACUGUAAUGUGGACUGGUGGCUUUAUCCCUUUUGAAGUUCGCAUGAGAGAGGUUGACUGUUAAAUGUAUUUUGUAAAGCUCUCAGCUACGUGAAGGAAAGACGUCUGCUAAAGAUUUGACUCAAGCGCUCCAUGCAAAGAUCAACUUGACACUUUCCAGUCUGGAUGAGAAGAUCAGUGCCCUGGAAAAGGACUUUGAAGAAAAGCGUCAAAGGGCCUUCCAUGCUCUUCAUGCCUUACAUGGUGGUAACGCUGAUAAUGAGAAAGCAGAGCCACAACCAAUGAUUCAGCAAACUGCAGCGCCUGAAAAUGCUCCUGAGGCAAGGUACUGUCUUUUAAGACAGUGUAGAACAUGUAGCUAGUUGUAGAGACUUGUGUAUGUAUGGAGCUCUUUUUUAUGUAACAUGACCAACCCACCCGUUGUUAGCGCAUAACCCAGGUUAAGGUGUGCCGCUGCCACCCUUGUUACAUGCACUUCAUAGAGUAAUGUUGCCGCCACCCUCAUAUUAUCCCAGGGUACUCCCAACAACCUAAAGUCUCAUUUACUGCCAAAAAUUGUGUCCUUUCUCUUUCUCUACCACAUUAAUAAGUAACUAAAAGUUGUUAAUGGAGCUGUAACUUGACCAAGCUAUUUCCCUCUUUUUAGCAUGACUAUACAACAAUUUUCCCCUACAUGUUUUGUUGUAUUUUAUUUUAUUAACUUCCCCAAGACUAUAAAGUUAGAUUUCCAAGAAAAACUGCAAAAAUGAAACUGGCAUGAAACAUUAAAAAAGUUACAAAUUAAGACAGAAAAAAUACAUUAUUUUGUGGCUAAUUAAAAGAGGAAAUAAUAAUUGUUUGUUGAUCUUUAAGUGGGCCAGUUGAGAUAAAAUCAAGUGAGAGUGGAAUGUGCAUUGAUUCAAUGGAAAAACCUUUAGGCAGUGAUACUCAGUUGUUUGAAUGUCAUGGUCAAGAAGGAAAUCAGGUAAUUUUUUACAUAAAUGAAUGACUAAAGGCUUAUAUAAAUCUUUGUAAAAUAACAACAUACUAUGCAAUCUCUGGUUGGCUGAGGGGUGUGUAAACAGAGUUUACAUUUUGACCCUAAGAUGUUGCUAUGCAUACGCUAAUCACCAAACCACCAACUCAGGAAGCUGCUAAAAUCUGGUGCAUAAAUUUCUUUCAAAUCAGCACACUUAUCCCAGCAUGAAAUGAAUGAAUGCUUUUUAUUGAACUACAUUUAAUUUUAUGAUUAUCAUUGGUUUUCACGUUGCAUACCUCGCAGACCCAGGGCAGCCAGUCGGGUCACCAAAAAGGCAUAACAGAAGUUUACAAGCACAGGCAGUACAUUAUCAAAAUAAUAAUAGUAAUAAUAAUAAUAAUAAACAGGGGCACCCAACGACAAUUUUCGGAAAAAUAUCUGUUCGGAAGACGAUUUGAGAUCUAGAAUUUUCGGAACAUUUGUUGUAAAAUUUCUUGCUUGCCUGCCUCUCCUAGGAUUUUCGGACAUCUAAAAAAAGGUAUAAUUGCCUAUUUUUAACGGAUUUUUACCCUUAAAAGGUCACCUAGAAUUUUCGGGAGCCUUUUUUCUGGCUAAAAUUUUCGAAAAGGUAAGUUUUGAUCCCUAUAAUUUUCGGAUCACUUGACUUUCAGCUAGGAAAUCCGAACAGAUGAAAAAUUUCCAGGGGAUAAAAAUAUGCCUAUCUCUACCGUUUAAAUACUAAAAUACGUUUAACAAUUCUAAGUUUAAGUGGUUUUGAACUAUAUUCUCGUUGGGUGCCCCUGAAUAAAGCAUGUACAGGCCUGAUGCAUAAUAAUAACCUUUAUUUUAAGAGGGUGACACCUAUUACUAUGAAGUAUUCUCCCUAGUGGCCCUCUAGUAACGAUAAGAAUACAGAUGAAGUUCUUAUUAUGAAGUUAAUUUCUGACCUCAAAGCUUUUAUAUUAUGGUUUUCAGUAGGGCCUAAUAUUACCAUUAUUACUAUUAUUAAUUAUUACUUUUUUUAUCAUUAUCAUUUUUAUUAUUAUUAUCAUUUUCAUUAUUUAGUACAUUGUUAGAGUGGUAGUGGCAUUCAGUACUUGCAGUGCAUUUCUCUGCAGCUUUUGUCAUCUACAACCACAUAAUGGGAAUUGUUUUUGAGUCUGCAACGAUAGCUAACAACUGCAUUGUACAAGGUUUUAUUAAAUUGUCCUCCUUGUUUCCCUUAUAAGCCACAAAUCAAAUUAACUGAAUUAAAAAACUAUUUUUGUUCCCAUACAUAUAUGUACAUAUUGAAGGCUUGGAACUACAGGCAAUCAACUCGUCUUAUUGAAAACAAAGCAAAAGGCAUGUGUUUAAGAGCUGCUGAUGGCAAUGAAGGGAGUCCUGUGAAAACUGCAGCUUGUGAUGAAAAUGACACUCAGCAGGUAAGAAUUAACUUUCCUGGAAACUAUUUUCUAGCUUCAGAGGCAACCCAGCAUCCUCGGAGUUCCAGAGGCAGUGGUCCUGAGGGUAAAAUUCUGACAAGUGACAUAAGACUAGGCAAAAUGGUGACAAAUGAAACAAAGAUGGGUUAAAAACCGACAGGGACAUGACUUUCUGCUCAAAAUAUAAAACAACAGUAUUUGAAAUUCAGAUUAGGGACAUACGACAACGUACUUUCCAUAAGGGGGCCUCGGCAGUCGGGUCAGUAGAAUUAACAGCGCAUGGACAAAACUGAGCAUCUGUUAAUUAGGGUGGCCAAUGAUUGGAGACAAGCACUUGAUAAUGGUCUGGCGGUAGGUGUGGUAUUUGUGGACUUCUGGAAGUCCUUUGAAACCGUAUUUCACUCUCUCUCUGGAGACCUAUGGUCAUGGAUCAAAGGCUACCUGACAAACCAUUCACAGGUAACAGUUGUUAAUGGCUACAAAUCAGAGAGGAUGUUUAUGAAGUAUGGGGUUCUUCAGGGAUCGGUAUUGGGUCCUACACUAUUUUCACUAUCCUGCAAUGACUUCCCGGAUAUAGCUGAAUGUGAAGGCAUCUUACAAAUGUAUGUGGAUAACACUGCCACAUACACAACUGCACCCUUGCUUGACAAGGUGACAGAGAAGCUUAAUGCUAUCCUGGAAAAGUUAUAUGAAUGGUGCUGCAGGAACCAACUUUCAGCCCCCCCCCCACCCCUUUCUGCCGGUGAUCCAAUGUCACCGAUAGUUGUGUGUCUGUAUUCUAGUAGUCUCAGGUAUGGAUCACGAUUGUCUUGCUUUGCUUUGGUUAGCAGAUUUUUCUCUGUUGCAAGCGCAUUUGCUUGAGGGUGAAGUGGACUGGUGAUAGUGUGAUUGAACUCCCAUUAAAUGUUUUACAAAUGUUUUAAGUUCUUUAGAUGAGUAUUGGGGGCCAUUGUCCCUGAUUACCACAGAUGGUAUUCCAUGUCUUGCAAAAGCAGAUUUGAUGUGGGUGAUGACUGUGGUACUCAUGGUGUCUGGCAGUUUAGCUACAGUUAACUCUCGAUAACUCGAACCCUCGCUAACUUGAACCAAAGUUGAUUUCCGCUGGAUUUCCUUCAUACAGUUACUGUAAUUUUAUCCCCGGUAACUUGAACCUCCCGCUAACUCGAAGUAACUUUUGUCUCCCUUCAGAUCCUUUCUAUUUAGCCCUUGAUAACUCGAACCAUGUUUUAAGAGCGUGACAAGUUGGAAAAAACCCGUGUAUUGAAGUCCCAGACAUUGGAUUUAUUUCAAAACAACCUUUUCAAUUCCUUGUCUUUAUUUUUUGUCACUCUAGUUCAAAGUCAAUGUCCAUCCCUGUAUAUUUUGUUACCUAAUUGCAUUCCCUCCCCAUCCAUUUGCUUAUUUCCGGUUAUUUGCUUCAAACUCCUGAUAACUUGAACUUUUUUCAAUUUCCGUAGAAGGUUCGAGUUAUCGGUAGUCAACUGUACUUCAAUGAUGGGGUACUCUGACUUGUCCCAGGUAAACAGGUCUGUUGCUAUUUUUUCCUAUGGCUUGCUUGGUACUUGAGAGAGAAUUAUUGGUUCUUUCGCAUUUAGCUUUGGUUUUGUUGGCAUAUGCUACAUUUUGCAAUCUUGUCAUGAAUUUAAGAAUUCAUUCCUGACCAUGCAGUAUACAGGAGCACCCAACGAGUCUAUCUGAACAUAUCUUUAUUCGGUUUCAGUUAAAGAUCUGGAGGCAUAAGCUAAGCUACAGGACAAUCAUCUUUUAGUAACACUCCUCCAAGGCCUGUAGGUGAGGCUUUGCAACUGACAGUUAUUGGGUUUUGCACAUAAAAAAACCUCAGGACUGGGACUCCAUUUUCGGUUAGGAUACUCUUUAUUUCUUGAAAAGGUUGGUCUUGUUCAUGUAACCAUUGAAAAGUAAUGUCCUUUCGCAGAAGCACUCUAAUAGGCUCCAUGACAGUUGCCAGGUUGGGGAUGAAUUUUCCUAAGCAGUUGACAGUACCAAGUAAUCUUUCAACUCCUUUCUUGUCAGUUGGUGCAGGCAUGUCCUUAAUGGCACGAACAUUUACAUCAUCGGGCUUCAUCCCCUCUUGCGUGAGUUUGUGACCAAUGUAGGUCACCUCCUUGACUUUUAAGACGCAUUUGUCCUUGUUUAGGGUCAAGUUAAUAUUCUUGAAUUGAUCCAGGACUGAGCUCAGACGUCGGUCAUGUUUGAUUUCUGUGUCAGCAUGCACUAUUAUGUAAUAAAUGUCAGUUUUAAUACCUUCCAGGCCACCAAAGUGUUGACUAAUUCGCUUCUGAAAAACUUCUUGAGCAGAUUUACUUCCAAAGGGCAUAACUUGAUAGCAGAACCUUCCAAAAUGUGUGUUAAAGGUGGUAAGAAGUUGGCUUUCUUCAUCAAGGGGUAUCUGCCAAUAGUCUCAAUUUGCAUCUAACUUGGUGAACCGUUUUGCAUUCGUGAUAUCUUCUAUACUGGAUAGCUGAAAGUGUUUCCUUUAAGCCCCAAUAUCCACUUACAAAUUCUCCAAACUGAUCUCCAUACAUUUCGUUACAGAAUUAGUUGAGAGAAUUUGUUCAAAGAUCAAAUCACUUCCUCUUAGGUGAUCAUUUUAUUUAUUCUCGUAAACGUUUCUUUUAAUUAUUUAUUGAUUUUGUGAGGAGAAAAUGUGUGUUGGUCACUCUUGCGACUUAAAGGUUUAAUAGCAUUAUUCAGGUGUCUUAGAUCCAGACAGAUGCUCAAACUAUCAUCAGACUUGUUAAACAAUUUAAUUGAAUUUACCCAGUCAUUGGGUUCUCCCACUUUGCGAAUCACUCCUCAUUUUUCCGUGUCAUCUAACUCUACUUUCACUCUCUCCCGAAAUGUGGCUGGUAUUGUUCAAGGGGGGUUUACAGAGGGUGUACCUUUUGGGUCCAUUUCAAUGUAGUCAAGUUUCUGUAACCACCCCAGUCCUGUAAACUCUUGUGUAUAUUUCUGAAUGACCUCUUCUUUCAAUUCUUGAGAUAUUUUUGUGCAUGCAGUUUUGUCACUGUCAUCAGGUGUAGUUUCUUCCUGUUCUUUCUUUGCCGCCAUGACAACUUUAAUUAGCCCAAGUUUUGUGAGGAUCCAAAACAUAGUAAUCCUGGCUGAUUUGUUUUCGCUACAUAGAAUGUUAGCUCUUGAUUAACAUCUGACUUGGAUUUCACAUUCAAUUUUACAGUUCCUAGUAUUGUGAGAUUAUCUCCUGAGUAGAAACCAGUUUGUGGUUGCAUAUCUCCUCGUGGGGGUCAUUCCCUUGAAUCUUCUUGAGUUCCUUUAGUGGCAUUAUAUUUAACUUGUGAACCAGUGUCAACUUUAAGUCGCAUGCGGCUGUCCUUGUACUGAUAAAGUCACAUAGCACUCGUCAUUCUGAAUUUGGACUUCUGCAUGAAGUGACUGAUCCUACAAACAAUAGAGACUCGCAAUCAUAUACUGUUCUUUUUCGUCUUCUGCCGUUAGCCCAUGGACGUUUUUCACUGACCGGCACAUGCUCUUGAAAUGAUGCUGUUUUUUGCAAUUGUGACAUGUCUUGCCAUACGCCGGGCAUUCUCCUACACCAUGUCUUAUUCCACAGUUUCUACAUUUAAAUAUCUUGCUUGAAGAGAGUCUAUAUUCAUUGGCUGAGGGUGCUCCUCUGAAGGGUGGAUUUUUCUUCUCCAUUCCAAUUCCAUGUACAGAUGAGUCGCUUGCCAUGUCCUUUAAUUGUUUUUCUGUUGCCUCUGCAGAUCGAACGACUCUAUAGCCUUCUCCAGGGUGAGGUCUGAAAUCCUGAGCAGUCGCUCUCUCGUCUUAGCGUCACUGAUGCCAAGCCCAAUUCUAUCUUUGAUAAUGGAGUUUUUCAAAGUGCUGAAUUCACAUGAUUCACUCAUCUUUCUCAACACGGUAACAUAUUGAUUAAUCUUUUCACCACUUUCCUGGGCUCAUGAAAAGAACUUCUAUUUCGUAACUAACGUUUUUCCUUGGUUCACAGUGUCCCUCAAAUUUCUCUAAGACUUUGUCUAUCUUUUUCUCAUCACCUUCUGCAUCUCAUAACAGUUAGUUAGUCAGUUAAAAACAUCAAUGGCAUUGUUGCCAGUGACUGUUACCAUAGCGUAGCUAUUCUGUUGGCAUUUUACUUCUUGUUUAUGCCAAUUGCAAUUUCGCAAUUUUGGGUAUUUUUGUUUGAACUUUCUCCAGUUUUCUGAAACGUUUCUACCCCUUAAAUCGAGUGGUUCUGGUGGGGGAGGCCUAAAUACAGUUGUAAAUAUAGCGCCAUUUCAUGUUCAGUCGCAAGAUCGUCUGGAGGCGUAUUUGCGGUGUUUCCUUCCGUUAAAUUUCCCUCAUGUACUUGAGGUGUAUUCCCGUCUACUGCUGGUGUAUUUUCAUUUUGUUCAGGAGCGUUUUCCCCAUCUAGUUCGCCGAGACUUCCUCCUUCACUUACGGUUUCUUGGGACAUGUGCUUUUCCCGGUAGCAGCUCUCGUUGGUCGGACUUUGCGUUCUGUCUUCGUUGGAAAACUUCACUCUUUACUUUUCGUUCUUCAUUUCUGACGGUCUGUAAAAAUCUUAACUAGAGACCACGAUGGAGGAGGAUUAGCACAGUUUAAUUGACAGCUUCUAUAGUUCUUCAACAUGUCCGAUUUUCUAUGUUGUAGUACAGUAUGCACGCAUGCGUACUAUAAAACACCGCUGAUCUUGUCGAAAAGUGGAGCUGAAAAGAGGCCAGGGGCUCCCUUUUUUCCCCUUCCCAUUGCACCUUCGUACUUUUCAUUUUUAUAUUUUGCUGAUCUCAUUGUUUUUUUUCUCAUUAUCAUACGACUUAACUCAUAGAAGCCGUGGCCGUAUUUACGAACUAAAUUCAAAAGUUGAAAGAGCUGAUUGACUUGAGCUCUUUGCAAGCAAUAUGGAAGGAAAUAUCAGCCAUCAAAAACUGCGAAAUUUUUGGUUGGCAAAAAAGUUACUGAGUCAUACAUUCUUUGUUUUGAGUUUUUAAAAGAGAAUUUCUCCGAAACUAUUAAAUAUAUCAGGCUCAAUUUUUCAGAGAUAACUGAAAUUGUUAUAUUUUUUGAACAUUCAGAGAUUUUAUUUUAUUAGCUUCAUCAGAUAAUGAUAAGCAUAUAUUAAUGAGGCAAAAAAUGUAAACAAAAAUUGGCCUAUAUCAAAGGGAGCCUUUGCAGAGAAGUGAGUUAACCUUGGUAACAUAUAGUGCUGUUGUUUCCUUGUAGAAAUGGAAUAAUAUUCAACGUCUUUUGAUGCUGGAUGAUGGUGCCAUGACUGGCAAAUGCCUUGACGCUGACCCUGAAACUAAAAUGCUUGUGAUCCAACACUGUGACAGUACAAAAGAAUCCCAGCAUUGGACUUAUCAUAUAAAUUCUCCAGCACAAUAAUAAAUCAGAAUAGUUUUUUAUAAGAUCAGUAUUUCUAUUUAUCGCCACACAGGAAAGACCAUGUAAAAAACUUAAAAUUCUAUAACUUUAAAAAACUACUGUGCUGUACUAUACUGUAUAUUAAGUAAUAACCGUUGUUGCUGUCCAUUUUAAUCUUCCUCAAUUUUAUAUUCUCGGCCUUUUUUCAUUUAGUGAUUGCCGUAUUAUUGGAAAAUUCCUUUACUGGUAUGUUUUGUGCGGUUAAUUUUCAAAUUUACUCAGUUUAGUAGCUGGUUCAAAGUGGCUGAUUUUGGACAAAUUGCUUGCUAUAGCUCCGUUAAGCUUUUUUCAAAUGACUUAAAACAGUAGAAUGUAUGAUGUGAGGGGAGGAGAGGUUAUUUUAUAGAAUAAAUGCAGAAUCUGAGUGACAAUCACUGACUUUGGACAACAUCAAGGCCUAACCUAUAGCUAAGGUGUGAUUUAAGAUCUUGCCUCAGUUCAGGUCAUUGCACCUUGUCUUUAUUAAUUGGAAGGGGACAUAAAAGAACUUAAACUCCAAUUCAAAACCAGUAGGGGCAUAUAGGCCUCGGUGGUGUGGUCUAUCUCACACGGGGCAAGGGGCUGUACAUGCCCUUAGGAAUUGCCCAGUGGCGGAUCCAAAUUUUUUUUCGAGACCGGGCCUCCCCCUUACC
Molecule: messenger RNA, 15616 nt
Organism: Porites lobata
Lineage: Eukaryota; Metazoa; Cnidaria; Anthozoa; Scleractinia; Poritidae
Source: the annotation of a GenBank genome assembly